Messenger RNA from Colletotrichum orchidophilum, 930 nucleotides. RefSeq names its product NADH-cytochrome b5 reductase 1. The coding region runs from base 1 to 930 and encodes 309 amino acids. Gene Ontology annotation, molecular function: oxidoreductase activity. Gene Ontology annotation, cellular component: endoplasmic reticulum. NCBI's taxonomy places the organism in Eukaryota, Fungi, Ascomycota, Sordariomycetes, Glomerellales, Glomerellaceae. The transcript has 4 exons. The record is from RefSeq and is a predicted model, not a curated record.
AUGGCCGACUCUUUGGCUUCUCGCAGGUACUUUGACAACAUCUACAUUCCCGCUGGUCUGAUCGUGUUCGGAUGCUUCAUCACCAAGCGCGAAUGGACGCCGUACGCUGUUGCCCUGGCGCUUGCGCUGGCAGCGUACAAGUUCAAUGCCAUGCAGAUCAAGACAGUCCUGAAGCCCGAUACCUUUCAGGACUUUGAGCUCAAGGAAAAGACUAUCAUCUCGCAUAAUGUUGCCAUCUACCGGUUCAACCUCCCCAGCGAGAAGAGCAUCCUUGGCCUCCCUAUCGGACAGCACAUCUCCAUUGGUGCCAACUGCCCCCAGCCUGAUGGCACUACCAAGGAGAUCGUGCGCUCCUACACUCCCAUUUCCGGCGACCACCAGCCUGGCCACUUCGACCUCCUGAUCAAGUCCUACCCUACCGGCAACAUCUCCAAGUACAUGGCGUCGAUGAAGGUCGGACAGACGCUCAAGGUCAGGGGUCCCAAGGGUGCUUUCGUUUACACCCCGAACAUGGUCCGUCACUUUGGCAUGAUUGCAGGCGGCACUGGUAUCACUCCCAUGCUUCAGAUCGUCCGCGCCGUCAUCCGCGGCCGCCCCACCGGUGACAAGACUGAAAUCGACCUUAUCUUCGCCAACGUCACCCCCCAGGACAUCCUGUUGAAAGAGGACCUGGACGCCCUCGCCAAGGAAGACAGCGGUUUCCGCGUGCACUACGUUCUUGACAAGCCCCCUGCGGGCUGGACCGGUGGUGUCGGUUACGUCACGGGCGACAUGAUUACCAAGCUUCUUCCCAAGGCAGCUGACGACGUCAAGCUUCUGCUUUGCGGCCCCCCGCCCAUGAUUAGCGGACUGAAGAAGACGGCCGAGAGCCUUGGCUUCAAGAAGGCCCGCCCUGUGAGCAAGCUCGAGGACCAAAUCUUUGCUUUUUAA